Messenger RNA from Phanerochaete carnosa HHB-10118-sp, 550 nucleotides. RefSeq lists its product as uncharacterized. Bases 70 to 237 code for a protein of 55 amino acids. NCBI's taxonomy places the organism in Eukaryota, Fungi, Basidiomycota, Agaricomycetes, Polyporales, Phanerochaetaceae. The transcript has a single exon. The record is from RefSeq and is a predicted model, not a curated record.
AAUAAUCUUGCACAUCCUAAGAUAACCGCUUCCGCUGCCCAUGAGAUUCUUAUGUCGGCGUCACGCACAAUGCGCAGCCCUCCAAAUGCUACCGGCAUGCCAAACGAAGACGCGCUUCUCCUCGGCCUGGACACGCUCAAGAGGAUCCUUAGCAUGUUUGCAGCCAACUCUCCCUUGUUCGGUGCGUCUGCAACAACUUGUAUUGCCCGUGUGGAAUUGACUAUACAUGCGUUCUAGUGAGUCGGCUCAAGAGGGCCAUUUAGGUCUCGGUCAGAGUGCUUGCUUUGCCUCUUAAGACAAUCUCCUAGUAUUUAUUGGACGAUCCCCGUCACAGUACUGUAGCAUAUCCGGAUAUUUAUGGACUCUCACUCCAUACGUUAGGACCCAAAUCCUUACCAAGACGUCGUAGGACAGAAUGCUAUAGCGGUGCAGCUCGGACUGAUAGCAUUCACGUAGACGUUUAUUAUAUUCGAUUUAUUCAAGCCUUGAUUGCCCGCAGUGUUAAGCUGGAUUCUAGAGUACAAGCGAAAUACUACUGAACAAGCAGGUU